Umbelopsis ramanniana AG is the source of this 1035-nucleotide messenger RNA. RefSeq lists its product as uncharacterized. Gene Ontology annotation, molecular function: glycerol-3-phosphate dehydrogenase [NAD(P)+] activity; protein homodimerization activity; NAD binding. Bases 1 to 1035 code for a protein of 344 amino acids. Lineage: Eukaryota; Fungi; Mucoromycota; Umbelopsidomycetes; Umbelopsidales; Umbelopsidaceae. The record is from RefSeq and is a predicted model, not a curated record. Gene Ontology annotation, cellular component: nucleus; glycerol-3-phosphate dehydrogenase (FAD) complex; cytosol. Gene Ontology annotation, biological process: carbohydrate metabolic process; glycerol-3-phosphate catabolic process. The transcript is spliced from 2 exons.
AUGUCUUCAACUAAACAAAGAGUUUGCGUUAUCGGCUCCGGAAACUGGGGUUCCGCCGUUGGUAAAAUUGUCGCACAAAACGUUCAGAACUUCCCUGACCUCUUUGAACAAGAGGUUCGCCAAUGGGUCUUCGAGGAAGAUUACAAUGGUGAAAAGCUCACUGAAGUCAUCAACCGUGAACAUGAGAAUGUCAAGUAUCUCAAGGGUAUUAAGCUCCCUCACAACAUUGUUGCUGUGCCCGAUGUCGUUGAGGCCAGCAAGGGAGCUAAUGUUCUUGUCUUUGUCCUUCCACAUCAAUUCGUCCGUGGUGUCUGCGAGAAGAUGAAGGGCCAUGUUGCUCACGACGCCAGAGCUAUCUCACUUAUCAAGGGUCUUGAUAUCCUGCCCGAAGGUAUCACUCUGUUCUCCGAGGAGAUUGGCCGUAUCUUGGAUAUCAACUGUGCUGCUCUCUCUGGUGCUAACAUUGCUGAUGAAGUCGCUCAAGAGAAGUUCUGCGAAACUACCAUUGGCUGCCGGUCAGUCGAGGAUGGCGAAACCUUCUUCAAGUUGUUCCAUACCCCUUAUUUCCGUGUCAAUGUCGUUCGCGAUUAUGUUGGUGUCGAGCUUUGCGGUGCUCUCAAGAACGUUGUUGCUGUUGGAGCUGGUCUCUCAGAUGGUCUCAAGUACGGUAGCAACACUAAGGCUGCUAUCAUUCGCCGAGGAUUAAUGGAAAUGCGCAAGUUUGGCAAGACUUUCUUCGGCGGUGUGGAAUCUGAGACCUUCUUCGAGUCUUGCGGUGUUGCUGAUCUUAUCACUACUUGCUCCGGUGGUCGUAACCGUAAGGUCGCUGAAGCCUUUGUCACUUCUGGAAAGCCUAUCGAUGUCCUUGAACAGGAAAUGCUUAACGGUCAAAAGUUGCAAGGAACCCUUACCGCCGCUGAAGUUCACGAGUUCUUGACUGCUCGCAAGAUGGUCGACGAAUUCCCUCUCUUCAACACCGUCUACCGAGUUAUCUACGAAGGCGCUCACCCCGAAUCCAUUGUUCGCGAUAUCUAA